GCUCUGUCCAUAAACCCUCGUCGAACUCUUCUGCAGAAUCUAAAUGUCAGAGCAGAGCUAAGAUGACAUCUAUUAGCAGAACCUUAACAAGGUUCCGUGCUGCAGGAUCCCUAUACAUUUUUCCCGCCAAUCAUUUAGUCCCAAAGAUCUCCUUCUCCUCAGAUGCCCGUGCCAUCUGCUCCGUCUCUGAUCCCUCAUCAACAGCUCCCUCUCCAUCUCAAUCUGCAGAUAAACAGAGAGGAUCAAGAUGGUCAAGAUGGCUCCUCUUCCUGCCUGGAGCUAUCACUUUUGGGCUUGGAACUUGGCAGAUUUUUAGAAGGCAAGAGAAGAUUAAGACAUUGGAGUUUAGACAGAAGAGGUUGGAAAAGGAACCUCUAAAAUUCAAGGAGAUAUCUCCUUCAAGUGAAAGCUUGGAUUCUUUGGAGUUUCAGAGGGCAGAAUGCAAGGGUGCUUUUGAUGAAGAAAAGUCAAUUUAUGUCGGCCCUCGUUCUAGAAGCAUUUCUGGGGUGACUGAAAAUGGGUAUUACUUGAUUACACCGUUAAUGCCAAACUCUGGUGACCCUGGGAGGUAAGUGAGGGUUUUUGUGCUUUCGGCAUUACUAUAAAAUUAACUGUUAAUGAUGUGGGACACAUUAGGGGGUAUGGUGGGUUUAGGGAUUUAGUGGCUGUUUAAAGCAAAUUUAUGCUGUGAGCAGUAAAAUAGGGUUUAAAAC
This is a messenger RNA of Rubroshorea leprosula, 713 nucleotides long. The record is from the annotation of a GenBank genome assembly. NCBI's taxonomy places the organism in Eukaryota, Viridiplantae, Streptophyta, Magnoliopsida, Malvales, Dipterocarpaceae.